Ixodes scapularis (black-legged tick) is the source of this 1749-nucleotide messenger RNA. RefSeq names its product zinc finger BED domain-containing protein 4-like. The transcript has a single exon. NCBI's taxonomy places the organism in Eukaryota, Metazoa, Arthropoda, Arachnida, Ixodida, Ixodidae. The record is from RefSeq and is a predicted model, not a curated record. Gene Ontology annotation, molecular function: protein dimerization activity. Bases 1 to 1749 code for a protein of 582 amino acids.
AUGGCGCACAACAAGCAACUGGCAGAAUACAUAGCAAAGUCAAUGAAGCCAUUCUCCAUGGUUGAAGACCCUGCAUUCAUAGAUUUUAUGCGGUUCUGUGUUCCGAAAUGGAACAUUCCGAGCAGGGGCUAUUUUGCAAACUCGGCCAUCCCAGCGCUGGAGACUGUCAUUGCAGAGGCUUUAAAGGUACAACUUAAAGAGUGCGUGGGGGAAGUCCACCUGACAACCGACAUUUGGUCGAGCCGCCAAGUCAAUGACUUUAUGUCUGUGACGGCACACUGGAUAGCUCCAGACUCCAAAGGAUCCCUGACCAGAAACAAUGCCGUCCUCGACAUGUCCGGGUUUGGACAGCAGCAUACGGCGUACAACAUCGGCAAGAAGCUCGGGGAUGUCAUAGAGACAUGGCUAGUUCCUUUGGGGGUGAAAGUGGGCAUUGUAACAAGCGACAAUGCACAAAAUGUGGUGAAAGCACUGAACGACAGAGGGAUGAAGCGCGCACCAUGCAUGCCCCACUGCCUUAACUUGGUAGUAAAAGCAUCGCUGACCAAGUCUGGUGCAGAGCUGGAGGAGACUCUCAAGGCAGCACGUGCCAUUGUUGGCCAUUUCCGACACUCUGCGAGUGCUCAGAGGCAACUGGAAGCUAUCCAACUUCGUUACGGCCUGCCAGUUCACAAGCUUCUGCAAGAUGUUCCCACCAGAUGGAACAGCACAUUCUACAUGGUUGAGAGACUCUCUGAGCAGCGGAGAGCUGUCAGCGAGUUCUUCGAAGACAGCACGAAGCACUACCUUGCGCCACGGCAAUGGGCUCUGCUCAAGGCCAUGGCAACUGUUUUGAAGCCGUUUGAGGAGGCAACACGCCUCCUCUGCAUGGACACGUCGACGCUGGGACAAGUGUUGCCCCUCCUCACAUUCAUCGAGAGAACAGUCACCCACACUAUGACAGGUGCAGAGCUGGACACCCCGGUCUUCUGCCUUGCGUCAUGUCUGCUCAAUGAACUGAGCCUCAGUCGACUUUUGAAUGCUGUGAAGACAGAUGUUCAGUACUGGGCUGCUACCCUACUGGAUCCUCGUUUCAGGGACACACUUUCCACUCACACAAGCGAAGAGGCCUCUGCAUCCCCAAAAUUGGAAAUUGUGCGAAGCUACCUACAGCAGAGACUCCAGGAUGUCCAUAGCCAGGCAUGCAAGGACAAGAGUGUGGCUGAAUCAUCACCCCAGAGCGCCCCCAGCACCUCCUCAGGCAGCUCACCACCCAGUGAUUUUCACUCAUGGUAUACGACAUCGAGCACAACAACUCCCAGGCCACGACAGGAAAGGCGGCAAACCAUAACGGUCGUCAAGGCGCAACUUGAUGCCUUCCUGGAAGACGAGGGAGUGGAAUGCUACAACUCGCAGAGCAAUCCCACCGUCUACUGGGAGAAAAAGCGGUACCUGUGGCCUGACCUGUACACCGUAGCUGUUGGAUACCUUGCCUGCCCUCCAACCAGUGUGUACUCCGAGAGGGUAUUCAGCACUGCAGGAGCCAUCGUGACCGACAGAAGGAACCGUCUCACACCGAAGAAUGUGGCCACCCUCAGUUUCAUUCGCAUGAACAGGGAAUGGAUCCCCAACAUUCUGCCUGCAAGAGUAGCCAACAGCCUCAGCAGUGCAGCAGAGACAGCACAGGCCAGUGCAGCUGAGGAGGAACUGUCUGAACCGGAAGAAGAGCCUUUUCUGGAAAAGAUGAUAUUUGAGAGUGGCGACUGCUAA